GUGUUACUUAGAUUGAAGGGUGAGGGGGGACCACUUAAUGUCUGUGUUCUCUGGAUUUUGUGGGUGUUUAGACAAAAAAUGUUGUAAAUCUUUAAUUUCAAUAAUUAGGUAAUAUUAGUAUAAACAUUUAGUGUUUUAUCAGGCCUAUUACAUAUAAGUAUAUGGGACGUUUUACCAGCUUUUAUGAUGUCGCCCAUAUGACAAUAAAAUGUUUAUUUACUAUCAACUACUAUAACAUUCCAUUCAUAAAGCAGUGUUUAUUAUUACUCAUCCUGAUGUAACGCAAAGAAGCUGGAUUCUCGGAAACAAUUAUGAUCCCAUCAAUAUAUCUCUCUAGAAUGACACUGAAUGAAGAGUUAAAAAAUGUUUCAAGAUUGCCAUUUAGAACUUAUUCAUAGAGGUUCACGUUUUUUAUAUUUGACCCUAUAAAUAUCAGUAUUUUUAAACAUGGAAAUGGGGGUGAGAAAAUUACCUAAAAAACGUAAAUUUGAUCUCUCAGAACUUGAAGAAAAUAACCAGCCAGCAGCUUGUAUCCCAGUGUCAGUAGUUCAAUGUCCAAGUGUAAUGUCAGCUCCUCAAGCUACUGCUGUGGAUUAUUCUUGUUCUACAAGAACCACAACUCAAGAGGAAGUAAUAUUAACACAAACUUCUUGCAAACAAAAUGCUGUUAUUGAUCUUAGUGAAUGGUGUAAUCAUAGAAUAUUGGCUAAACAAGGAGAUUUGUAUUAUCCAGGUGUUAUUAGAGAAGCUAAUGGUUCUAAUAUAAGAGUUGCCUUGGAUGGAAAAGAAGAAACAAUUACAUAUGCCAAUGUUUUUGAUAAUGAAUGCUUUAAUGUGAUAAGUGAUGCAAGUCCUUCAAUUAACCAAAUAACAGUAGGAACUAGAAUCUGUGUACGUCUCAACCAGAGUGUGGAAUUUAUUGAAGGAGUUGUUUGUUCUAUAUUGGAAAGGCAACCAAUUCGUUUUGUAGUUGCUGUUAUUGGCGAAAAAACAGUAGAAUUAACUGUUAAAAGAGCAGACCUAAGAUUACUUCGUCCUCCAUGGUGGGACGAAUUAGAAAAUAUAGAACCCAACAUAGACAAUGUGAUAAUACCCACACUUGAUUAUUAUAAUAGAACCAACCAGACAUCUCCAACACAAUUGCACACUCCCAUAUCAGUUUGUACACCGCUAUCCAACGGUAGGCAUUGUGAUGAAUUUUGUGAGAGUGAAGAUGAACUGAGACAAGAUAAUAUAACAUUUAAUUCAGAAGUUGAUGCUAAACUAUCUGGAAGUAGUAAAAGAAGUAGUAUGCAUAGUAGAGGCAGCUCCUCUAGCAGCAUUACUCGAUCACAACCAACUACUCCAAGAAGUCAAGCAACCACACCUCACAAAUAUAGAAAGGGAGAUGUUGUUUCCAACCCGAAUGGAAUUAGGAAGAAAUUCAAUGGAAAGCAGUGGCGGAGAUUGUGUUCUGUGGAUGAUUGUAAGAAAGAAAGUCAACGUCGGGGAUAUUGUUCCAGACAUUUAAGUUUAAAGGGCAAUAGUCUUCGUAGUGGGCAUUUUCCAAGAUCUAGUAGUAAAGGUGAUGGUGAAGAUACUUCGAGAGAUUCUGAAACCUCUCCCAAUUGUAGUGAUAGACGAAUGACUGGUCGAUUUGAUCAGGAGGAGACUGAAGCUGCUAAUAUGUUGGUUUCAUUGGGCAGUUCAAGAUCAGCAACACCUGCUUUUUCACCAAAUGGACAGGGUUCGUCACCUCAUACUAUGCAAUCACCAAUAACAGUGGGAUCUAGACAAAACGUUUUUAUGCCAAUAUCAAGUAGUCAUACAAUUGGAAUGCAAAAGAGAACAUCCCCAGGAGUUCAAGGAUACAACACUACAUAUCAGCAAGUUAUAAGGCCCGAAGCUCGACCAGUACAAAAUGUUACCAGUGUUAUUAGGAUAUCACCAAAUCCGAGGCAGUGGUCAAAUAGCCUACCAGAACAGCCUAGCGUUAUAUUACAGCAUGCUUUGACUAGUCCUCCUAUUCAGCAUACAGAACCAGAAACCAAUUCACUAUCUCAAGGAGCUCUUUAUUGCGUCGUUCCUCCAACACAUGAAAAGAGUAUUAUGAUUGUGAAAAAUGAAGUAGAGAAUAAUGACCCUAAGGAACCUAAAUCAUUUCCUAGACAAGUAAUUCAAAGCGAUCAUAUACAUCCAACUCAAUUAAUACGUGUCACUCCAAAUAAUAACAAUACUAGUAACGUUAAUAAUAUACAUUCACAUUCCAACGGCCCCGGAUUGAUUCAGCCAACUUCUAUUAGUAGUGGACUGCCUGUUAUUGUUAACCCGACACAAUUGGUACCAGUGCUACCAUCUACGUCGCAAUCUGUACUGAAAAGAGUUAUUCCCACUGCCACUGUUCAACAAAAUUCAUCACCAGUGAUUGUUAAAACUGAACAAAUGUCCCCAAGUACAUCAAACCAUCUAAAAGACUCAUUAGUUUUACAUAGUCCUAUUCAAGUUCAAAGUCAUCAACGAGUUGCAACAGUUUCUCAUAUUCCAGCAUCUCAGAUAAGCCAACCUAAUAGAUCUGUUAAUGCUACUCAACAUGUGAAAGUUCAAACUAGCACCGCAACAACUCAAUCCGCAUUUGUGAUACCAUGGCAUUCAAUAGUACCACUGUUAACAACUUCUUCAGGACCUAUUUCUCCACCUCUUUCUCAAUUAUCACCUCCAUUAUCUGCACCUCCCAGUACAAAUAGUGGACCAAUAAUAAAUCCUCAUGAUGAGGAUGGAGAUGCAGAACCAAUGCCAACACCAACAGAAGAAGAUGAUGAUGUUUUUGAAAGUGAACCCAGUGAUGUAAAUGUUGAUGGUAAUAUUAAUAGCAAAAGAAGAAGUCAGUCUUUAAGUUCACUACAAAGUAAUCCCAAAGAAUUAAAUAAGAAUAAAGAACGUAUUAGAAGGCCAAUGAAUGCAUUCAUGAUAUUUUCAAAACGACAUAGAGGUCUUGUACAUCAACGGCAUCCAAACCAAGACAAUCGAACAGUUUCUAAAAUUUUAGGUGAAUGGUGGUAUGCAUUAGGUCCUAAUGAAAAGAAACAGUAUCAUGAAUUAGCUUCUGAAGUGAAAGAAGCUCAUUUCAAGGCUCAUCCUGAAUGGAAAUGGUGUAAUAAGGAUAGGAGAAAAUCAUCUACGGGUUCUGCAAGAAGUAAAUUGAGUUCUGCAGGAGAUAGUGGGGAGCCAAGUGAUUUACCAAUUAGUCCAAAAGUACCAUCUCCUUCUAACAACACAGAACCUUCAAAAUUGUUGCAAGAGCAGGAAGGUGUAGGAGAUAUUUCUGAUGAUGAUCAGAUGGUAAUAUGCGAAGACCCAAGCACUGAAAUUGAUCUUAAGUGUAAAGAAAAAGUUACCGACUCUGAUUCGGAAUCUCAAAGUGACAUGGAUUCUUCUAUAGAAAAUCGCGUAUUCCAGCGAUUUAGCCCUGUAAAUAAUUCUAGUUGUUCAGAAGUUACGUGUCGUCCAAAACCAAUAAAAGCAAGAUUACCAUCUAUUGAAUUACCAAAAUAUAAUUUGGCUUCAACUUCUACAGCUUUCCAUUACUCUCCUGUCAAUCCAUCAGGAAUUUCCGGAUUUCAGCCAACUGGAGGAGCCUUCAAAACAAUGCCAGCUUCUCCGAAAGUAUUUAAAAAUGAAGUUAAAAAUGAAAAUACGGAAAAUAAUGAGAACUGGUCAGGUACAUUGAUCAAUAAAGCAAAUGAUGUAUCACAACGCUCUAAUUCAUCUAACAUACAAACGAGCACAAUCAUGAGCAAAACUAACUCUACAUUAGCUAUACUAAAACCACAAAUUAAACCAAAUAUUAUGCAAUUAAAUGAUGGUAUUAGCCAGAAUUACCAAACACAACCUCUAACAGUUGUAAUUGGCGGACAACCAACUAUAUGUUUAUCAAAUGAAAAUGAACGAUCACAACCUUUUGUUGUUGUAGCUUCUACAGCAUCAGAAAUUCCUGUUCAACUGUACAUGCAACCUUCCCCCUUCAGCAUUCCUGUCUCUGAUUCAAAUGGUCGAAGCUUGUCUCUACAGGGUUUACAGUUACUGAAACCAAAUCAUGCACAAUCUGUCAUUGUAACCCAAGCUCAUAACAAAGUUUGUGUUUCUUCUCAAGCGGAGUAUCAAGCUACGCAGAAUACAGUUCUUACAUCUUCUAAAUCUUAUUUCAAUAAUACUGGUGCUGUUCUACAUAUUCCUGAGACUAAUGAUAAUAAUAUAAAGGAAGAUAUAAAAUCACCCACAUUAGAAAUGAUUCCACCUGUUUCUGAAUCAUUAUUAGAUAAACCGAACCAGGAAUUUAAACUUGCUCCUACACCUGCUCAGCUUGGUAAAGCCCCUCUACAAAGAAGACAAUCCAUGGCUGCUUUUGUAAGUACAAAUUCACAAGGAAAUCAAGAAAAUGUAUCAGGUUCUUCAAAUUCUUCUGUAAUCGAAGAUAGUAGCCAAGCAGACAUUGGGUCUCCUUCAACAAAGAAGAGCUUUUUUAAAAGGUCUGUUGAAGAUGGCAUGGAUAGUGUAUUUUUCAGAGUCCUGGAGCAAGUAAAUUUUGAGAAAAAAUUUACUGCCUUACCUCAGUUCAAACCUGAAGAUGGUCAGUCGCCAAGCGCCUUCUCUAUAUCCAGUCCAGGACUUUUCUAUAAUAAAAAAAGACCUCCACUAACUGCCACUCAUCGUACCUCCCUAGAGGAAGAUUCAGAAGUUGAAACGCCACAAAAUGUUCCAAAAUCGGCAUCUACGAAACCUAUUGUUGGAAACCAAUUUUUUGGGCCAGAUUUUGAUAAUGUAAAAGCCGAAUUGAAUGAAAUCGAAGAAGGUACUUCUCCUCGAACGCCAAGAACACCAGGAACAUCUCGGGAGACUGAAAAAGGUCACAGAAAAACAUUAGAACAACGCCGUCAAUUAGUGAUGCAAUUGUUUCAGGAACAUUCUCUUUUUCCUUCUUCUCAAGCGACUUCAACAUUUCAAGCCCAGCAUUCAGACGUUUUCCCUAACAAAGCGAGUUUGCAAUUAAAAAUUCGUGAAGUGCGUCAAAAAAUGAUGGCACAAAACUCCCUUACACCUUCUAGUGCAAAUAGUCCUUUAACCCCCGCUGAACCUGUUAGAGUAUCUUCAAACAGUUAGCUAGUAGUGUGCAAUAGAGUGUCUUCCUUUUCAUAUGUAAUUGUCAAAUUGACUGAUAGUAGCACAUAAGCGUUAUAAGGUAUUUAUCGAUUUGACACAAAGUGUGGUGUAGAUAUCAUAAUUUAGGUUUGUGGCAUUUAAAAUUGUCGUUAUAUCCUUUGGGUACCUUAAAUUAUAUCUACAAUAUGAUUUAUUUUGUGGAAUUUGUUUUCUUUAUUUUGGAGGUGCAGUGACCUGUCAGAAGACCGACCACCAGUUUGAUGUCGUUUCUGGUCAUCAUGAGAAGUUCUUCAGAUUUCUUAGUUGAUAUGGUUAUUAAUAUUUUGGAUUGUCUUGGGGAGUGCUUCUCCACUAAGACUCCAUAGGAUUCUUUAACCAUCUGUUCAGUUUGUUAUUGAUGUGGCAUCUCCUAAUGCCACAGUAGAGCUCUGGUCCUAGGUAUUGGGUCGUUGCCCCUUUUUUGGCAACGCUGUCAAUACCUGCUAUACUCUACUCUGUUUUUGUUAGCUAGUGCCUUCAGUGUUUGCUUACACUUCGACACUAAUUUGUGAGAAUGUGAAUGUGCUUUUUAGAGAGAUUUCUAUACAAACACUUCUGAGCACAUUGGUGGUUCUUCUUGAUAUUUUCUCCUCUCCCAUUAUCUAAUGUCCCACCUUUUAGUGUCGCUUAUUUUUUUGGUUUUUCCAUAUUUUCAUAAAAAAACCGAGAAUAGCAGUGGGCUAAAUAUAUAUCCAUGUCUUACUGAUCGCGUUGUCUUGAAUGUUUUGAUAUUUCGUAUCUUGUUCUUAUAGCAUUUGUUCUAUUCUCAUGUAGUCCUUUGAUUCCAUUCAUCAUUGUUUCAUCUAUUUGUCUAUAUUUUAGGAUCCUCCAUAUGUCGUUCUUGUCUAUUUAUAGAAAACCUUUUCUAGAUCUAUGAAACAAAGGUGCGUCUGAUUCUAGUUUUUCCCGAUAUUUUUCUUGUUAUAAAGUUCACUUCAGGGUGAAUCAAAAUAGUAAUACAUUGUUUUCUUGGUUUUUUAAAAUAAAUCACUUUGUAUUUGGUGUGAGUAUGGAAAAGUACUACCAAUAUACUUCUUUUUUGAUCGAGCUUUCCCUAUACCUUAAAUGAUUAGCCCUCGAGAUAUUUAGAUUUUCUGUACAAAACAAUGAUUAUGUACCUAUUUCUAAUCAUUUAACAAUUAUUCAUGAGUUAGCUAUGAUUUAUUUCUCAAAAACUGAUAUUUGACAGUGACAUGACAUGUUUUUUGAUUUAGCUGUUUGUUACAUUUGAAUUUGAACUAAAGCAAAAGUGAUUUCACUAGUGUUGAAAUGAUUGAUAUGAUCUGGAUAUUGGAAGAAUACAAUAAAAAACGCCAUUACUAUCAGCAAUAGUAUACUAUGAACGUUUCCUGAAACUUACAAAACCAAGCUUGGAGAUAUUGUUGGAGCGGUUCAAACAUGGGCUCAGUUAGUUAUGAAAAGCAUGAACGAUUAAAACCUUCUGUGAGAUAAGAAAAUGAAAUAAAUGUUUUGCUAGCAGUUACUGAAAACCCACGUACAAGUGUAAGGAGUAUUUUUAGCGAACAAGAACUACGUUGUGGUAAAGAAUCCUUGCAAAAAACUAAAUGCACACUUACUACAUUUGUUUAAAACCAGAAUUAACCGAAGUUUUUUUAUUUUAGUUUAACGUGCCUCGACAACGCUGGUCAUUGGCAAACAAAAACAAUCAUAUAGUACAUAAGUUAAAUAAAGGACUAUUAUGAUUUUCUUCAUUUCCAUCGGGCAGUUAAGUGUCUCCUUGAGAUUGGUUUUUAUAUAAAACUGCUGGUAUGCGGUGAAGUAUUCUGUGCAGUCGGUGAGGACGUGCUUAACACACACAGGAACGUGACAACUUUGGCAGAAAGGGUGACUUUCUGACGACAUCAAAUAGCCGUUAGUAAGUUUUGUGUGGUUGAUGCAGAGUCUUCUUAUUGUCAUAGCUUCUCUCGUGUUCAAAAGUUUAGGGAAAGGUGAGAAGUCGAUGGGUGGAUGUUAUGUAAUGAUGUAGUAUUCUUGCUCCAUAUAUCGCACCAAGAUUUUUGAUUGAGGUUUUUUAAGUUAGUCUUCAGAUCAUUGGCAAGCUGAACUGAGAUUUAAGGAGGAUUCUUUGUGCUUCUUUAGCAUGGCGAUCUGCAGAUUCGUUUCCAGCAAUUCCAGUGUGGGAUGGAAGCCAAAUGAGAGAGACUGUUAUAUCAAGAGCAAUGAGAGUUUGCUAGAUAUCGAAGUUGAUUUUUGAAAAAAGAUUAGCAUUUUGUAUGUGGGCUUUAUAAAAAAUUGAUCAACAGAGAAACUUUUGCGACUAUGUUCUAUUGGGAGAUAAAGCCACGUUUAAUAAAAACGGUUGCGUUAACAGGCAAAACUUACACUAUAAGUCAUCAACUAAUCCAUCACAUAGUGACACACAGUCAAACUAGAUGGUCCUUGAGUAUGUGGGGAUUUAUUGUUGGUGAAUAUGUAGUACGACCAUAUUUUUCUGAGGAACAUUUAAAUACUGUAUUUAGAUUUUCUAGUCAACCAAUGACCUCUUUUAGAAGUAGUCCCACUUCGUACACGUCAAAGGAUGUGGUUUUUGUAUGCUAAUAAAUUAAUGAAUGGAGAACUGAAUGAAUUAUUACCUAGAAGAUGGAUCGGAAAAAAUGGUCCAGAAAAGUGGCCACUAAGGUCACCAGGUUUCAAUAAAACGGACUCAUUUUUCCUGGGGUAAUAUCAAGAACAAAGUAUACAAAAUAACUUCAAUAACAAGAGAUGGCAUGAUGAAGAAAAUAUGGAAUUAAUUUCGGAAUUUUUUUAUAGAAAGGCUUCGUAAUGUGAGUAACUCUUUCAAUAAUCGCUUUAAACAUACAUAGAUGUUUUGGAGGUCAUUUCAAGCACGUACAGUAGACUCUCGCUAUUCCGGCAGAUAGCAGACCAGAGUUUUGCCGGAUUAGCAAAUAUACCGGAUUACUGAGAUAAUAUACAAAAAUUACAAAAAAAUGGUUUUAUUAAAAAAACAUAAUAAUAUGUAAUGAUAAACAAUAAUAAUAAAGUACAGUACUGUAAUUCCAAUUAUAGUUUGAAUUAAAAAAAAUAACUGAAGUAUCUUUAACACUUGCGUAAUGGUUAUGUGUUAAAAGAGGUUUUUAAUACAACUUUAUAUUUUUAACACUUAGAGUAAUGAUUGUCUAUUCUAUUGGGGUGGAAAAACUGGUAAUUUUCUUUUGCUUCUUCGAAAAGAGGUUUUUAAUGCCGCCAAAACAAACCACUUUCGUCAGCAUUAUGUAUACACUUGGUCGGGAGUUAGUCCUAAUUCCUCAAUAACGUGAUUAGAAAUAGGUACAUAAUCAUUGUUUUGCACAGAAAAAUCAAAUUAUCUCAAGAACUAAUAAUUUUAGGUAUAGGGAAUGGUUGCCGUUCGAGUUAUAAUUUUGUAGUGGUAAUGUAAACAGUGUGUUCGGUUUGAAUAUCACCAACGGUUCCAGAAAUGUGAACUUGGCACUGAAACCAAGUUAAAAAAAUCUGUAAAAAUAAUGAAUUUGCAUCGUAUUGAGGAUGUUCACAAUAUCAGCGACAGAUGGCUGAAAUUCUGGGUCCAGGUUCUAAUACAUAUGUAUCUCAAAGAACAUUUUCAUUGGGGGAGGAAUUUUAUCUGUUCUCGAUACACCAAUUACAGCCAGUUUCAUAAUCCCACCCUAACUGGCACUUUAACUAAAGGCUCAUUUAGAUUAAAGGGCCCUUUAACUUAGUUGUUAGAGUGAAGUGGUUCCAUAAUCGAUUUGUAACGGUCUCUCAUGUAAAGGCUCCUUUAAGAAACAAAAUGAAAAUUAGAAGUGUGAGUCAUUUGGAUAUACGUCGGGCUCAAUCGUGCCACUAUCGACUUGCAGAAGAUUUUGGAAUCCCUGCAAAAUCUCUUAAUUGUUAUAAAUAUGCUCCCUGUAUCUAAAAAUCGCAGAAGAAGUUGUGUGACAAGUUAAAACACCUAUCCCUUAUAUUUAGUGCAAUAAGAUAACAAUUUUUUUGAUUGUGUGAUCUAUAUUUUGGUGUUCUACCUAUUUGUAGGUAGUAUUCGAUUCAAUAAUGUCGUAAAUGUGGACUUACUUCGAAAUCGUUCGAAAAAAUCCAAGUCGUCGUAUGUUUCCAAAUAGUUUUUUCUAUGUCGUAUUUUUCAUCGUCUUUGGACAAUAAUAUUUUUCUCUUCAGAUGAGCUGGAGCUCGAACUUUAUGUAGCAUAAUUUUUAGACAUUGUGCCAUAAACCUUUUAUUUUUUUGAACUUAUUAAAAAGACGCCUGGUUCAGCUUAGAAUUCAAACAUGAGUUAUGUUAGAAUUUGACGUUUGCCGAUAAAGGAGACUUAAAUUACCUAAAUUGAAACGUUUCCGACUUGAAUAUGGCUAAAUAGCAAUUACGAAACGUGCGAUUUAAUUUAAUUGGAAUUUUAAAUUUAAAGCUUCCUUUAAAUGUAUUAUGAAAUCUUCCGGUACUACACUGUUUAUUUUCAAUGUAGGAUGUGUUUUCUUAAAUUUUGAUAACUUGAGUUAACAGCUUUAAAAAUUGCAAAAAUUCAUAUCCAGUAUAUUUGAGGUACCUAAGUAUGAAGGCAAAAAAUAAAGUCCAUAAAUCUAUUUUUAGACGAAUUAGAAUUUUAAGAUAGUCUUAUUUCCUAAAUUCGAUAUUUAUUUACAGUUGUUGUAUUUUUUUGAAACUUCAAAAAUUUUAAUUUAGAACAUUUUAUUUAAAAUAUGUUUUGGUAAUUUUUUCAUAAUUACUUACAUGAUGCAACCACUGCAAUUCGUAAAUAUUCGAAUUUUUGAUCUCAAAAUUUAGUUCUCCGCAUAAUGUAUAGAAAUGUUGAGCGGAAAUAUAAUCAUAAAAUACUUCAUAACGAGGAACUUGAACCAAAAAAUUAACCAAUUGACAAAAAAUGAUAUUCAAUGAAUUUUAUAUUGUCUAUCUUAUCUUCUUAAUCGUUACGCUUUCAAUAAAAACCAAGCAGUCUCAUUUUUCUUAAAGGAUUUAACAUGGCAAUAUAACUAGUGAAAUCAUCCAACAAUGCUGUUAAUUAUAUUCGGAAGUGAAUUCUAAAUAGAAGGCUGUAAUGACACGUUUGCUUGAUUGUAAUAAUCAUAAAAUUUUGGUGAAUUAAACAUGAUUGCCACUUGGUUGACUUGGUUGACUUUUUGGAGUUGUACAAGUUCCUAAAGUGAUUAUUUUCUAUUGUUGUUUCAUAGUGCAAUAUUUAUUUAUAUCAGAUAAGUGCUAUGAAUAUUGUUUUGUUAAUUUAUCUCAGUGAAAUUGAUGUUUUAUGGAUAAGAAUGUGAUUAUAACAAAUAAUGUUUUUUACAACGUUUCGAACUUAAUUCAAAUCCUCAAUCAGAAAAUACCAAAUUCGAUAGUGUAAUUGCCAAAAAUAUUAGAAUGAUUAAAUCUGCCUGGUCACUUGAAAAUAUAAUUGAGUGCAAGAUGUCUAUAUUAGCUUUGUAGCUUAGUAAAUUUUGGAAGUUUUUCGUUUAAAAUUUAUUGAGAUGAUUGCAUACUAAAAUUAAAAUGUAUAUGUUGUUCGCACUUUGUUUAGAGUAUAAAAGUCUCACAAAACCCCGCUAAUAUAUCAAUUUGAUCACACAAUGUUUUGCAAAUAUGUAAUUAUCUAUCUGUGAUAACCAGAUAAUCUAUGAAUAAUUGCAAUGGCCUAUAUACUUGAAAAUGAAAUUUUUUGGCCUAAAAAUAGAGCUUUCAAAUAUUUUUAGUCCUUAUGAUCAAGUUACUGGGAACAGUCUCGUUCGACUCGAAACAACUAAUCUAACGUUGAUCAUCCGUUGAUUAUUGGACACUGCCCCAGAUUAAAUACUACAGAUAUAUCAGUGUGGCGGAGAAACGAAAUUAUGAGAAAAAUGCAAAAGGUAACUGAUUUAAAAAAACGGCAGAGUAAAUCGAACCCACAUGAUUAUAGAUUGAGAACAUAUGUGCAAUUUUGCAGCCAGAUAGUGAGGCCAUCCUGAAAAUAGAUGCUAAAUUUCGAAGAUGCAAAGGUAAGGAAGAACCUCCGAUCUACUUAUUACUGCGAUCAACUGCGCACGUCUCCGGGCUAUUCGACUGGAUAUCUUAGAAAGGAGCGCUGAAAAACACGUCGAAAUUAAGGAGACAUAUGCGUGGGCUUCUUCUCUUGGAAUACGAAGUAGGUCUCUAGACAAUAUCAAAACUGGAUACUAUUUUCGUAUAUAUCAUAACUAUUGUCAUAUUUCUAUAUAACUAAUGUAAUGUUAUGUUAUCUGAAGGACAUAAAAUGUACAUUUCAGAAUCAGAUAACAACUCAUUUAUUGUAUCAAUUAGACACUAGACGGCGUUAUAAAGAUCUCAGUUCUACUUUGAAUUUUCCCUGGGAAAUUUUUAUAUAUGACUUAACUAGCUUAGAUAAAGGCAAAAGGAAUUGGCUUAUCUCUGUAAAGACUUGUGAGAUAAUAUUUUACUUUAUUUAAAUUGGUUACAACAAUGAAUAUGAAACUCACAGAAAACAUUACAAAUAGAUCUAGACAUUAUACAGUGCCCUUUAGAUUCCAAUUAGGAUAUUAAAUGUGCUAUUGUCAUCUGUUUCUGCUAACUAAUAUUAACGAUCUUUAAAUUUUGUUUAACUUAACCUUAAAUAAAAUAAACCCAUUUCAUAACACCUAUUUACGGACCGAGUUUAUUGCAAGAAUUAUGUUCCCAUACUUAUAGGUCAUAUGAUGCACUAGUUAAUGAACAUCUACUUAGCUACUCUAUAAAAUUGAACAGGUUUGAAUUUGUUGAGGCUUGUUAAUACAUUUUGGUAAUAUUUUAAAUAGUAAUUAUAAUACAUACAGAGAAUAUUUGCAAAACAGUGUUAAGAAUCAUUAUAAAAUAAUAGCAGAUAUUAUUUUCGGUCACAGAAUAGGCCAUUUCAAUUACUCGUACUUUCCUUAUUUCCCCUUCGCAAAAAUUAUUUAACUGAAUGUGUAUUUAAUUUAAAAGUUACGUCUAUACAUAUCGUCAGAUGUAGAUUGUAUUUGUCUCUGAAUUGUAAUAAAAUAUUUAAUUGAUGAACUGAUAGCUUUCUUGGUACAAAAUAUUAUUUCUAUUGAAAUAAGUGCCUCUUUUGUCUUAGGAAAAAGUUGAAAAAGUAAAUACGAUUGGAGAAAUUUUGUUUGUAAAUCUUUUUAGGCUAUAAGUUGUUAUUAAAUUUAACAGUGUUCAAUCACUUUUAAAAUAGUAACGAUAUUGUGAAACAAAAAAUUAUUUUGAUUAUUAGAUAUUCAGGUAUAUGACCUACACUUUAUAAUGACUGUCAUAUUUAUUUCUAAAGGACUAAUUCGUUUGGUAGUUCCAGGUCGACUAAGAUUAGGUAAUAGCCUGUUACAUCUCAUUGCUGUUUAAUUCCAAUAUUUAUCAUUUUAAUUACUCAGAAAUUGUUUUUAAUACACUUUUUAGGCUCGUAUAAAAAAUAAAGAAUAAUUUAGUGAAAUUAAUAGAAAUAUUCAGUACAAGUCACGAAUAGUAUUUUGAAAUCCAGGGUUGAUGUAUUGCCUUAAUUAUUACUUCUAUCCGUUAGAUUAUCAAAAUAUUCUUUGCGAAAUAUACUGUAUUUUUUAUUUUAUUGUUUUUAGUCAAGCAGCUGCUAGUAUAAUUUUUAAUUUGUAUUAAAACACUAGUAAUGUAAAUACUUAGAUUAUACAGGGUGCAUCCAAACUAGUAUUUCUCAUAACAUAGUCAUUAGAUUCAUAUGCAUAUUCUAGGCACCAUUUUUAUAUGUUAUAUUUUGUUAUGUUUUAAUUAUAUGUUGCAACCAUUUUUUCAUUGAUAUUAUUACUUUUUUUUAACUUGCCAAAGAUUUAUUUUGGGAUAGUCUGAAUAUAUUUUUCAAGUUUGUCAAAUGUAAAAAGCAUAUCAUUGAAAAUACAGAGUUAUCUUGAUUAAAACUAUACAUCUUCAAAACAUACUUAAAUUCAGGUGUCUAAUCGUAUCUAAUAAUAGGUCUAAUCUGAUAUAUCUGCUAUCCUUUAUAAAUGGUCUUAUAGGCUUCCAACUGCAGGCAGUGAGGCCUUAACCCUGCGAUCCAUAUCAUCUUACAAGUAUGCAAUAGGAUUAAGCCAAAACUUCUUGUGAGCCAAUCUAGAGCUACAAUUUUCAUUCCUUGUAUUAUUAAUAAUUAAGAAUACUUAUGGUACUAUAUGAGUUUAUCAAACAUCUUAUAUAUUGAACUACUGUAUGUAUAUAGAGGCUGUCGUAUACACAAUGGUAAAAUGUCCCAUUUUCUUGCUGUGACACUUGUUUACAGGCACAACGAAGGGUUUAUCCGCCCCUAAUUUAACAAAUCGUUCUAUUAUUUUAUUUCCCUCCAAUUAUGUGUGCCCUGUAACCCAUUGGACAGUAAAUUUAUUCUUUAACUUUUUAAGUUAUUCCCAGACGAACCUGGAUCUUAUUAUCAUAUGGAGCACAAAGCUCGAAUGCCUCCUUCCUGUAUUUAACGCACUCUGUAUUGGCCUCCAAACUUAUGCCACCCAGACCAUAACACUUACAUCGGUUGUAUCGCUAAAACGAAAAUUCCGUGACUUAUAUCUUACUCCAUUGACGCUAUCCCUAGAUUCGGUGCUCUUGGGAAAAAUGAAAACGUUGUAUUCGAUGAUCUAUUGUUGAAAGAGAACUAUUUGCUUAUUUUCUAUGUCUGCCAAUCUUCUUCACUCUAUUUUGACUAAUAGAGAAAGUCUUGCUGCACUGCAGUGCUUGUCAAAAAUCUAUCUUAAUUAUUUGUUGUCGCCGGUCCUGGUCUUGUUUGGAUAUAAGCAGUCUCCGGAAAUCAUACCAGUGCUAUAUACUUGUCACACACCUCGCUCUAUGAAUGCUACGACACCAGCACAUUCCACAGCUCAUAUAUGUUUUAGUUGUCUACCAAAAAAUUGGAGUUAUCUUUUGGCUAAUUUCACCAAUAGAUAAAAUCAUUUUUUGAAAUGUUGAUUGAGCAUAAUUUGUUUUAAAGUUUUUUAUGAAUCAGAAAGGUUUAGAGUUUUUAAGUAUGUUUCUACCACUAUGCCGAAUAGUUGACAAUAAGUUGUUCAAUGAUAUUCAUUAUGUGAGGAGAAUACUACAAAGGAAACGGUCUCUCCAGUAACUGAUAACUGAAACCUUACCUACCAGGUCGCAGUAGCCAAUUUUUAUAAAAGAUAUAAGAGUAUUAGUUUAAAAAAUUUGUGAAAUCAUUAUUGAAUGAAAAUUCUAAAAAUAAGGAAUUAUUGUUAAUAUAUAUUUUGAUAUUAACGUUCAAAACUUGAGUAAAAAACCGAAAAAUUACUUGUGUCGACUACUACCACUGUUUUAAACAAAAUGUUGAAUAUAUUGGCAGUAACAAUUUUUGAAUUUUUUAUAGAAUAAUUAAAAUGGUCUCAUAUAAUGUGUAUUUCAAAAUAUACCUAAUCUUAUAUAAUUCGGAGCACCUUGUGUAAUAAUCAAACGUGAUUUUUAUGAAAAUUUUCAAUUGUAAUUCUGUUUUCCAUUCCUGUCUUAUGGUGAGAAAUGGAAAUAAUACUGUAGGAAACACCAUUUGUUAAUCGAUUUCUUAUAGUCUAAUCUAAAAGUUCAAAUUAUGUGGAUUAUCUAAUUCGAUCUGUAAUUAUGUCCAUAGCAUUGUAUGUAAAACGUUAAUUAGCUCAAAAAAAAUUUCACACGUUAUAAACAAUCAAAAACCUUUAAAAAUAGUGUUUGGUUUUUCGCUUAUAGUUCUUGAAGUAUGAAUAUUUUUGAAUUUUUUAAAAAAAAGAUCUUCGAAGAAGUGAAAAUUCACAAAAUAAAACUUAAUUAAUAAUUAAUAGUUUACGCGCUCCGCCUCGAAGGCAAGUACGUCAAUUAAAUAAAAAAUGUUAAGCCACUUAAGUCAAACUUCUUCAUCUUCUAAAAAAGAAAGUUUGAAUAAUUGUCAUAUUUUUUUGCUUCUUGGAUAUAUACAUACAAAACAAGAUUGUCAUAAAUCAGUUUUAAUACUGUUUAUAACAAACAGUUUUUUCAAGUUAACAAUUCUCUACAAAGUUGUGAGAAAUAUUUGAAUAGUCCAUAAAUAGUUGAUAAACAGAUGAAGGAAAGAAUUAUUUCUUUGGUAUAUAAAUGUGUUUAAUUAAAAUAAAGAUAAUAUAAUGAAAAAAAAUUCAUAAUUUUUUUUGUUAUUAAAAAAAUAUAAACAAAUUAUUUAUAUUUUUAAAACGUUUUAUAUUUAUAAAAGACAAACUCCGUGAUUGCAAAUUUUUUAUAGGCUAAUAAACUUUUUACACAUAGUGAUCUAUACAUCAUUCCGGAUCGGUUGAGCUAAUCCACAUAAUUUUAGUAAUAGUAUAUCCAAUAAACACCGAUUUACGCUUGUAGACUAGACUUCUAUUUUAUCCUUUUUUAUUUCUCUUUCCAAGCCAUUGAUGUAGUUUUAAAACUCUGACAAGACAGUUGCAAAUUUUUGCAGUGCUAAAAUUCACAACAUUCCCUUUAACCAAAAUUGUAUAGAUACAAUCCUUUCAUCAACCCAACUUAACUGAAUAUCGAGCAUAUAAUAUGUCAAAUAAAUUAAAUAUUUUGUUAACAGUUGAACAUUGUAACACUAAUUUUAGUAAAUGUUAUUCUGUUGUAUUCUCUUUACAAAUUACAAAUAUUCUAUACUCUUUGUAAGUAUGUAAUUUCAAGUAUAUAAUUAAUUGAUGUUUUUAAUUUGUAAUUAAAAUGUCCUUAAAUCUCGCUAUUCUAUGUUUUCAGCUUCUAUUUUAAACUGUAUAUCUAUUUUAUUCAUAAUCAAUUAUUGUUUCACAGAAUUGGAAAUAAUGACAGAUGUUAUAUUAUUUGACACAAAAAAAUUGACAACCGGGUAUUUGGAAUCUUCAUUCAUAAAGUUUUAAAACGGGUCCAAAAAAAAGGGAUGUAUUGUAAUGAACAUCACCAUGAGAAACAAAAAAAAUAUUUAUUUAUUUAAACUAUUAUAAUCAGCACAAUAAAUACAUACCAUUUGGUUGACAAUGGUGUAGUGCCAAGAAAAAUGUGGAAGUAGCAGAACAAAUUGCAAUUUUAUAAAUAAUUGUGUAUAAAUGUAUAAAUUAGAUAGGUCAAAUACACAAUAUGAAUAGAGUGAAUGAAUCCAAAGAAGGGAAGGAUUUAUGUUAUGAAGUUGAUUUAAAAAUUUAAAAAAAGGGCGUUCAAUAUAUAAAAGUAUCUUGUUAAGUACCUUUUGUUAAUGCAAAACAGAACAGACAUAUUGUAUAAAGAGAAAUUUAUUCAAAUAUAAAAUUAUAAAACCAUAAAUGGCAAGAUAACUAAUACCAUUUAUUAUGAAUUAUGCAUUACAUACUUUGUUGCAUUUGAGUAGAUAUUACACUUUUAUAGACCAUAGUAAAACGAUGUUCUUGUGUGAUUCUUCAUUAUUUUCUUGAAACUUGUGGUUGAACUAUUGAGAAAAAUCAUAUAUUUUUAGUAUUUUCAUAUGUGCUAAUUUUUUUUACGUCGUAUUAACGGUGACACCACAUCUCCGUUUUUAAUUGUUCGAGUUACAAACUGAACAGACUUCAUUUAGUUGAAUUAUUAGAGGCAAUUUUAUCUCUUAUUAUAUCAUUUUGAAAUGGAAAAAGCUUGCUGCAUGAAUUAUACUAUCUAUUGAAAUUGAAGUAGAAUCAAAAUUAAUGUUUUAAGCUCAAGUUAUUGUAAACUUUGGUGUAUAGUAUUGUUUACUUACCCUUAACCUUAUAAUUGUAUAAAUUGAAUCAGAUCUCAAUCUUGUAUAAUUAAGAAAAUUAAUUUUUGUGAAAACACAAACUCCCACUAAUGUGCCAUAUUAUACAUUUGUAUUUACUGAAAAAAUAAUAUUGGGCUGAGGUGUAAAAAAUUAUAAAUGAAGAUAUUAUAUAUGAAAAAGCCUUGAAAAAUAUGUUGAUAGGAUCCAAUAUAUUUUUAAAAAAUUACCGCUAACGAGUUUUCUAAUUCUGAAACCAAGGUUUGGCCGUUCUAUCAAGGAAAAACAAAAUAGUUUUCUGGCUAAAUGCAGAGACGAAAAUUGAAUAUCUCCUCCGAAAAAAUUGACAUCAAUAUAUCCUUUUAUUGAUGUCUAAGUGUCUAUUUACACGAACCAAAGAGUAGCGCUGACAAGAGUGUUGUUUUCAGUUAGGAUUGAAGCUUCUGAACGAAUUGGUUCUAAAGAGAUGCAAUGAGAUCGAAACCGGUCAACGGGUUAUACUCAUAUUCCUGCAAUUACGAACCAUCAGAGAUGUUGAUAUCGAUUAAAGGAUCUAUCGGCCUCGCGAUCUUCGGAUAACAUAACAUUUAAAAUUUAUCGUGGCAUAUAGCCAUUAUCAACAUAUUCACUUCGAUAAAACUGUCAAUAGAGCAUAAAUAUUAUGAAACUUUCAAAUUGAGUUUGUGUUUAAUAAUGUUGUAGAAGGACAGCUAGUGAUCUGAUGAUUUCACGAAAAGAUAUCAAUGAAGUCUAGAGAUGAAACUUUCAAGAAAGUACUUCUAACAUUGAUCCUGAAUUCUUUACAUUUAACCAAAUAUGGUUUUGAAAUCUUUAAACUAUAUUCUGGAAUAGUUCUUCAAUAUUAUUCAGAACAAUUGUUGCAAAAAGAAAUGUGGAUUACAUUAAAUAUUUAAUGAAUCCUGAACAAGUGACCGAGGGUUCGUUGACGGAUGUCCAUUCCAUGGUUACCCAUUCAGUCAAAAUUUCCACCUGAAAACAGUCAAAUUCUUAUUUUGUUAUUAAUGAUGAUUCCUAACUAACAUUUGGAACCAUAACAUCAAAAGGUUUUCAGCUGUUUACUGCUUGAUAAAUUGUUUAACUUAUAUUUGCAUGGUAUAUUUACAUGUCGAAAAAUCUUUGUUCAGAACAGAUUUUCAUCAACACAAAAUAGCAUUAAAUUUCUUAGUAAUUUUUUCGAAAUUACGUUUUUGCAUGUAUGGAGUAUUAACCAAAAUAUAAAAAACUUACUCUGACUAAAAAGCGAACAUAUUGCUUUUUAGAUUUGUGGUUUAAAUUAACUUGUAUUAGUUGUAUGUAUAUGUCAAUUAAUAUUUAGUAACUUCAAAUUAUUGUACUAAAGAUCGAUAUACUUUUCAUUUUACUAUCAUAAACAGCCAUUUGUUCAAAUUCCAAUCAAUUGCUAGAUUACAGCAAUAUUGAAUGUAAAUUGGUUGAAAAAUAAAAAAAGAAUCACUUUUCGAAAUAUUCAAAGCUGAGAAGUAUUCGCAAAACCGGAAACCCCAUAAAACUUGCUCAUAUUCGGCUUAUGUAAUAAUUACAUAAGUACAAAUAGUAUGCUAUAGUGUAAAACAGAAACAGUUUAGUUCUGACAAGAAAUCAAAGAUUAAUUUAGAAUUUAAAAAUUCACGAACCAUUCCGAUAUCUGUUGGAAAUUAUACCUGCUUGAUUUGACACUUUUCUAUUAGCUGACAGAAACGCAGAUAGUAAACACAAAUAAGAAUAUUUAUAUAACAUUACAUCACAAACCACAUUGAUUAGGUUAAAGCACCGAUCAUAAACAAACCUCGUUAACUCUUAAUAUAACCAUAAAACAAUUCGUUAUGUACAAUCGCAAGCUCGAAUCCAAGUGAAAUCGACAAACAUUUUCGACGAAAAAAGUCUCAGUUCAAGUGACUGUUAAAACAUUGAACGUUACUAUUCCAGUUUCAAUCCAAUGCUUGAUAAAACGAACCUGUAAAAUAAUACAAUUUUAAUUGUUUAUAAAAAUAGCGGCGUAAUAAUGAUUAAAAAUCUCUAAAUAUCUUCUAAGAGUAGAGCUAAAACAUUUUUCAAAGCGAAUACGCAUUCUUUUUAAGUUUUAACAAAUAUUUAAAAUGUUAUAGUAUAAUAAAUAACAUAUUAUAUUAAUUAUUGUAAAAAGUCUGUGAUCGAUAAAAAUGAUAUCGCACGCUUUACAUUUUUUUGUCUAAUAAUGACAAUCAAACCCUUCUUCUAUUAUUUAUAAAGUAUAUUGUGUACUUAUAGAGAAAAAAUAUUAUUUCUCAUUUUAUUUGUGAAGAAAUAUUUUCAUAGUUAUAUUAUAAUAGUGUCUAGCAAAAAGGUCCGAGGAAAUUGUGUCAAAAUAUUAUAGUACACUUGUGCAAUAUUUAAAUAAUAUUAUAGUACAGUAAAAGCUCUUUUAACCGACUCUUAUGGGACGGGACAAUGGUCGGAUAAUGAAAAAAGGCCAAACUUUUGAUGUAUAACAAAAAAAUAGAUAAAUAUGUACCUGAUGCAUUAAAUUAACAAAUUCAAUUACCUGUAUACAUCAAUUCUUUGUCUAUACAAGCUUGUUAAUAACACGCUGCCAGUGAUGGAACAUUCACUUUUUUAAACGCUCUGAAACUGUAAUCCUCUCUUUAUUAAUUCAAAAUCUUUGAGUUGAUUUCUCGUUGCUGAUGGCAAGCUUUUUAUCUCGUAAAUGUUUGAAGUUAAAUAUCUGUUCAGUAUGUAAGCCUGUUUUUAUAAAAUCACACCAAGUUGUUUGUUAUGAAAGAUACCGACUUCAGAUUCUCUUUCUCGCACAUCUCCUUGUAUAAGUUAUGUAUUUUUGCAAUACUUAACUUGCUAUCAAGGUAUUGCCUCUUCGUACAUUUCCGCGUGUAGUGAGAUUCCAUCACAGGAAAGCUUUGGAUAUGAUUUUUCACCAUCUCUAUAUCAGAAUCCUUUGUUUAAUUGUAGGGUGCCUUUUUACCUCUUUGAUCAUUGCUGGCAGACAAGCCUCCUUCACCUUUAAAUUUGAAGGAAUUUGCUUAUACAAAGAGUUUUCAUAAAAAAAUCCCUGCAGAGUUUGCUCCUAAUAUUGUCAUAUUCAAGAAAGUAGCGUUUAUAAUCCAGUCGCAGCUUCUUAGUACUUCCUGGAGUUGAUCUUCGUUUAGGUGCAUGGCUCUCAACCCUGCUUAGGAUGAAAUCCUUUCACCGAUUAAAAUCAGUUGAUCAAUAGUUGUCACAUAUCAUAUUUCUUGCAACUUGAUUUAACUUCUGUGCAUUUGAAUCAAUGGGCUUAGGAGCCUUAGCUUUUAAUUUUUGGCGUUUUUUUAUAUUCUUCCAUUUACUCGGAACACAUUUUUUCCAGCGUGUUCUAGAUGUCAUAUCUUUCGGCAAAGUAUUAUGUAAAUUACAAUUUUUCUCUACUAUAUGUAAAACAAAAAUAAGGAUAACGAGUUAGAACUUACUUCAUAAUAUUAUUUUGAAAAACUAAACAUCAAAAUUAGAUAAUAAAAAAAUAGACCUUCCUCUGAAGAACUGUCUGAUCCUGGCACAUAAUCUUUGUCUUUUAUCGAGCAAUCGGAAUCGUCUAAAAUUGCUGCCAAUUCAUUACGUACACGCUCUGGUUCGGGCUCUAGAUUGGAUAAUGCUGUUUCCUCUAUAUUAGUAGAGCAUUCUUUCGAGGUAUUAGGCUUAUUAUGUGAGUUAUUUACCGGCAUUUUGUCUUCUAACAAACGAAAUAAAUAACAAUGUUGAAUGUAAACAUCUCAUUUAAUAAUAAUACACUUACCAUUAUUAGGUUCAAACGCCAUUUUCAACAUACGAGAACUGCGAGAAGACAUUUUUAAAUUAAUAUAUCUACUAAAAAAUCUUUUCACACUCCGACAAUAAGUGCACGCCACAACUCAAAGUUUUAGGUUAUGUUUAUACAAAAACUUUAGACAAAUCCGAACAGCUGAUACAGAAUCACGUGUGUAUUUCCGAAUUUUAUACUGCCAAAAUAAACUAAGUGCAAAUUAUUUUACUAAAUGUGAUGAAGAUUGUGUAUUUUACCGAAAACAGUACAGCGAAAACCAGAUAUCUGGCACCAAGUUGUAAAAAUGGAGUUGGGUUUUUGGACCACUUGUUUUGCCUACCUUAGCAGUUUGUUUGGAGUUCUCAGGUUUUGUCAGUAUCUUUGUCGAACAUUUUUUAAUCAAAUGGAGUACUUAACUCCGAAUUUAGUAAAAGUGGAGUUACCUUGUUUUAGCAGUAACCCGACGAUAUAAAAAAUAGUGUAACUGAUCGAUCGUACGACAAAGAGAAAAAUGAAAAUAUCAAUUUUCUAAUAAUGAAAGGGUUUAAACAAUCUUAUGAUAGGUUUUUAGAUAAAGAAUAAUAUUUUUUUCUUCAUCAUAGUCUGCUCCUAUGUUUCACACAUUUUGUCCUUGCCCUCCUUUGGCGCUGGUUAACUCCGAGAAAUUCCUCUUUUGACUGCUAUUUAGUUUCUAGUGUGUUGUAACGGAUCCACGUUACGUUGAAACGACCCAAAAACUUUUCCUUAUUGCGCCAAACACCCCUGCGUAAUCACAUAAUUACGUUUAUUGUCGAUUGUGAACAAACGCGGCACUGGUCUUUCAGAAAGUAAUCAUUCAAAAUGAACUACUGAGCCAUGUGGGAUACAUAUGGUUUCCGUAAUCUCCAAUCAACUAACAGCACAUGUUGAAUUUAGUCAGUUAUUUCGACUGUGGUCGCAGAUCCGCCAUCGUGAGGAUCAGAAUUCAAACUUUUUGAAAAGUUUUCAAAGUUUUCAAGUUUUUGAAAAUGGACGAAUCUCAUAUUUUUGUUUUUAGUUACGCUUUUAAAUAUCCUUGAUAUCAAUUGUAGAGGUGUGGUCUAAAGUGGAUUAUUUUAUUAAAAAUAAAGUAGAAAGAUUAUUUUGAUCAAUCUUCUUCAAAGUACUGCUCUACUGGAAGAAUCUUGGUGUAUUAUAGCCAAGGAUAGAUAUUAACUUUCAGUGAGUGUAUUUGGCACUAAUUUUUCAAUUUGGAAAAAAAUUAUUGUUACUACCAUGUUCUAGGUCCAUGUUACACGACAGAUAUUGCAAAGAUCUCACAAAAGCUAUAGUAGCAGACCACGGCUAGAAUAGGUUCGAACUUGCUGUCGCUCAAUACAGAUACUAGUUGCAAAUAUUUCUAAAAAUCAUUAACUGUAUUUUUUAUAACACCUCGUUUCGAAAUUGUUUUCAAUGCUUUGUGGCAAACUAAAUAAGAAACCAUUAACAAGAAUACGGGCAAUUGAUAAGCUAUCCUCAGAAAUAUUGAAAGUAAAACAAAAAAGUAUAUAGAGUGAGGUGGUUUGAAUAUUUAUGUCUUAUGCGGGAAUACCAAUAAAAUGUCCAAAAAAGUAUUAGAAUCUCAAAUACCAGAAAAAAGUAUAGAGGAAGACCAAGAAAAACAUUUCAAAGUAUUAAACAAAGAAGAGAAAGGUAGAUAUAUAUUAGAAGUAAUAAAAUAUAUAAAAAGACGUGAAGAAAUACCUGUCAUUGAAUAAUAGAAUAAAAAAUUAAAAGUUUUGGACAAUUAAAUUUGUCAGGACUAUAUAACAAAGGUUAUUAAGCAAUAUUUUCAGUUUAUAAAAGUGAUGUCAUUUAAUUAGUUAGUAUUUUUCGUCAUAAACUAGGUACUAGGUUGUACAUGAAUUGAUAUAUUGUUGUUAUAUAUGUUUCAAAUUUUUCAGGUGGGAAGCUUGUAUUUGAAACCUUUGAAAAGUAAGUAGGACCUUGUGAUCAUUUCCUCUAUUCAUUCAAUUUAAUUUUUUUGUCAUGUGAAUCAAUUCUUUGUGUCCUUCAUUUGAUUCUCAUUUUUUUAUGGACAUUUAAAAUGUACCUUUUGUGAACCGCCGCCUAUGUAUAGAGAUGAAUGAUAAUGACUCAUUUGUUAUAAUCGGAAAAGUUAGUUGCCUUCAUUAUAGUGUUGUAUUUAUGAUAUAGCAUUUUAUAGUCAAUGAUCUCGUUAGGAAAUUGUUCACGUAUAGUGUAAAAAUUGUGCAUGUCACUGUUCUAUGAGCACAUGUUUAAAUUUGAUGUAAAUAAUAUCUUAUCUUUAGAUACUAUUUGUACUUGUCAUAUUUUAUUUUAUUGAAGAUAAAAUUAAGAUGGACACGUACAGUCACAAUAAAUGUAUUUCUUUUACUGAUAUUGGUUUUUCACUUUCCCUAGCAAUUCGUUUUAAAUAGAGUACCUAUAUUGUUAUAUUACUCAUGUCACUAAAAGCAAAUACGAUUGUUCACGUACUAGUUGUAAUAGUCAUCAAUGUAUAAGGUUCAUAUUGUAAUAAAUGAGAUUUCUGUUGUAAUAAACUGGGUUCGAAACUC
Messenger RNA from Diorhabda carinulata, 23173 nucleotides. RefSeq names its product putative transcription factor capicua (gene cic). The transcript has 14 exons. Lineage: Eukaryota; Metazoa; Arthropoda; Insecta; Coleoptera; Chrysomelidae. Gene Ontology annotation, molecular function: RNA polymerase II transcription regulatory region sequence-specific DNA binding; DNA-binding transcription factor activity, RNA polymerase II-specific. The coding region runs from base 448 to 5136 and encodes 1562 amino acids. Gene Ontology annotation, biological process: regulation of transcription by RNA polymerase II. Gene Ontology annotation, cellular component: nucleus. The record is from RefSeq and is a predicted model, not a curated record.